Molecule: messenger RNA, 694 nt
Organism: Colletotrichum navitas
Lineage: Eukaryota; Fungi; Ascomycota; Sordariomycetes; Glomerellales; Glomerellaceae
Exons: 1
Coding region: 236-595 (119 amino acids)
Source: RefSeq, a predicted model, not a curated record
GUUUGCAUCGUGAUCCUCUGUCUCCCCCCAUGUAUAUGGCUACUAUCUCUUCAACCUUUUGGAUCAGGGCAAAAUACCUUCAAUCCCUUUGGGUUCAUCCAACAUAACCUCGGACAGAGUUAUAGUAACUCGACCGGCAGAGAUUAUUGUUCACUGAUGUUAAAUAUCAUUGUUGAAUCGGGUUCCUCGAGUAUUCAUCAUUCAUAAUCUCUUGAACAUGCACAUUAGUCUGUAAAUGUCCCAUAUAUUGCCCGCGCUCUGUUUGUCGACACUGUGCCUGCUUGAUCAGCUGGAUUACAAAUCUGAGAAUUGUAAUUUGUCCUCCAACCUGAUUCCAGAAUUGGCGUUUUGUCAUAAAGGAAGAAGCAGAAGCUGCACUAUAAAAUGUCCCGCUUACGGACUGAGACAUCUUUCACUCAAGAACAAGUGUGAGGAUCCGGACCUAACAGUUAAUAUACAGUGCUGUGCCAAGAACUCGAAAACUCACUGGUUGGUGAUGUGGGCAAUGACCCUCAAUAUAGAGACUCUCAGACUUUUCACGCGGUCCUAUGUCAUCCUUGGCCUUCCCAAUCUGGUAGUUGACAGGCAACCAUGAGAUACUGACAUCUCCUACACAGCCUGAUAAAAGGAGACAUACAGCCAUUUCCUUUCUCACAAGCCCGAAAGACAUCUUUGGAUCCCCAUGAUUGUAACC